Apaloderma vittatum (bar-tailed trogon) is the source of this 1051-nucleotide messenger RNA. RefSeq names its product caspase 7, apoptosis-related cysteine peptidase (gene CASP7). The coding region runs from base 1 to 930 and encodes 309 amino acids. The transcript has 6 exons. Gene Ontology annotation, cellular component: cytoplasm. NCBI's taxonomy places the organism in Eukaryota, Metazoa, Chordata, Aves, Trogoniformes, Trogonidae. Gene Ontology annotation, biological process: proteolysis; apoptotic process. The record is from RefSeq and is a predicted model, not a curated record.
AUGUCGGGCCAUCACCAUGUCGAUAGGUCCACGCAGGAGGGAAGUGAUGAAGAUCCCGAGGAUGUAGUUGAUGCAAGACCAGAUAGAAGUAGCAGAUUCUCACUUUUUGGAAAAAAAAGGAAAAAUGGAGAAGAAGAACAGCCAAAGUCCUCUCUCAGUAAUCAGUACCGAAUUGUUACACCCACAUUCCAGUAUAAAAUGGACUACAAGAAAGUUGGCAAAUGCAUUAUUAUAAACAACAAAAAUUUUGAAGACAAAACAGGAAUGGGUACACGCAAUGGCACUGAUAAAGAUGCUGGAGAUCUAGCUAAGAGUUUUAGAAACUUAGGGUUUGAGGUUUGCACAUACAAUGACCGAAGCCGUAAUGAUAUGGAAAAAUUACUGAAGCAAGCUGCUGAGGAGAAUCACAGUGAUGCUGCUUGUUUUGCCUGUAUCCUUCUAAGCCACGGGGAAGAAGGCCUCAUCUAUGGCACUGAUGGACCCAUGGCUAUCAAGAGUUUGACUGCGCUGUUCAGAGGAGACAAGUGUAAAAGCCUUAUAGGCAAACCCAAAUUAUUUUUCAUUCAGGCGUGCAGAGGCUCUGAAUUCGAUGAAGGUAUACAAACUGACUCUGGACCUGCAAAUGACACUCUGGAAACUGAUGCCAAUCCAAGAUACAAAAUCCCAGUAGAAGCAGAUUUUCUCUUUGCAUAUUCCACAGUACCAGGUUAUUACUCCUGGAGGAAUCCUGGAAGAGGCUCUUGGUUUGUGCAGUCUCUGUGCUCUGUGCUAAAUGAGCAUGGAAAACAACUUGAGAUCAUGCAGAUCCUCACGCGGGUCAACUAUGUGGUUGCCACAAAUUUUGAAUCACAGUCUGAUGAUCCUCGCUUCAGUGAGAAGAAGCAGAUUCCCUGCGUGGUCUCUAUGCUCACCAAGGAACUUUACUUCUGAAAGUGUAUUUUAAUGCAACCAGUGAUGAAAGAUCAGGAUAUGGUUUUGGGUGGCGAUUUGAUUAUAAACUGGAGUAGCACAUUCUUAAUAACAGAAGUGUAAUGACACUAGAUUUUUAUAU